Molecule: messenger RNA, 1163 nt
Organism: Jatropha curcas
Lineage: Eukaryota; Viridiplantae; Streptophyta; Magnoliopsida; Malpighiales; Euphorbiaceae
Gene: MEE14
Product: maternal effect embryo arrest 14
Biological process (GO): pollen tube guidance
Cellular component (GO): cytosol; nucleus
Molecular function (GO): mediator complex binding
Source: RefSeq, a predicted model, not a curated record
AAAUAAUAUAAAAAUCUUAAGCAAAUAUAUUACUAGUAAUAAUAAAAAAUAUUUAUCCUUAUCCAUUUCCAAUGUUGGGUCCUAAACUGCACUUUUGAGUGUAUAUAAAAGUAUCGCCCUCGUAAUUCUCCUCUUUAUCUAAAUCUUUGUUGAAAAUUGAAAUCACGAGAGGUUCAGUUUUGCUGUGUGAUUAAGAUGAUAAAGUCUCUACUUCUUCGUUCUUGUUCCUCUCCUUUGCUUAUCGAAGCUAAGGAUUUCAAUCGCUCAAGCGCUUCCAGGAGAGCUGUUUCAACUCUCACCUGCUCUUCUUCUUCUUCUUCGAGAAGCAGUUCUUGUAUUCCUAAGCUCGAGCCGUUUAGCCGAACUAAGCUCGAAAGAGCCGUUAAAGAACCGCCGUUGAUUGAAAAGUCCGAGAAUGAACUCGCCGAUUACUGUUCAACACUUGAAGGAGAUGAUUCUUAUAGCUGCUGGAGCGCGUACUUUGAGUUGAAAGAUUUGGAAAGAGAGUUACCAAAGGAGGAUUUAGAGAAGGUGAUUCUUCAAUCUGGUGGAGUGAAGUCCUUAAUGGGAUGCUUACAUGGAAUUUCAGCGAUGCAAAAAAAGGGGAAGAAUGGUUUUGGUUUCAUGGCACCAAUGACCAUGGAGAAAGAAAGAGACAGAUCAUGUCCAAUACCAGAUGGAUUGCCAAAAUCGAAGGAGGAGCUUGAAGAGGAAGAGAGAGCAAGAAUGCCAGAUUCACAGUAUACUAGAUUACUUCGAACAAAAGGAAGAUUUCCAGCUUGGUACUCACCUGCUCCUGACCAUGAAACGGAUUGAUAAAUAAGCUGCAAUACGUUGAAAGUUUUUCUUGAGUUGCUUCCGUGCAUAGCUGAUAUGAGUAUAUCCGGUGGAUGUAUGAGAUUUAUGAUCUGAUUGUUUCCGCCCAAGUUAUUUUCACAAAAUUAGACUUUGGUCUGUGUAAUGGGAAGUUAUUUCUGCUAGACUUUGUGAAUAUUAUUGCAGUAUUUCGGUUUCGAGAAAGCAGAAUUGUAACAUAUAUGAACUGUAUCAUAGCUUAUCCGUAGUUGUGUGGCAAUGGAUGCUCUUUUUCGAGCUCCUUACUAUUGUAAACUUCAAUAAAAACAUCCAUAUUGAUAUAAGAUCAACAGAAUAGCUUUCUCUAA